Molecule: messenger RNA, 609 nt
Organism: Phytophthora sojae
Lineage: Eukaryota; Oomycota; Peronosporomycetes; Peronosporales; Peronosporaceae
Exons: 1
Cellular component (GO): nucleus
Molecular function (GO): DNA binding
Source: RefSeq, a predicted model, not a curated record
AUGGAGGCGCUCAUGAGCGAGACGGACAAGUACGAGCUCAAGGACAUUUUCGCCGUGGAGGAGACGCCCGUGCUGUACACGAUGCCGCCCGUGCAGAACGCGCUGGAGGACGGCCGCAUGCGCUGCAAGAAGCGCUUCGUGGUGUCGCUGGCCGCCAACGCCGACGGCUCGGAGAAGCUGCAGCCGCUGUUUGUGUCGCACCACGAGCACCCCAAGUGCUUCCAGAAGAAGACGGCCGAGCAGCACGGCCUGCACUACUUCUGGAACAACAAGGCGUGGAUGACGGGCGUCAUCUUCUCGCGCUGGCUGCAGCGGCUGGACUUCGCCAUGGCCAACCAGAAGCGCCGCAUCUUGUUGUUCAUCAACGACAUGCCCUCGCACGUGGUCGCGCACCUCGACCUGAAGAACAUCGUGGUGUUCAUGCUGACCCCUGCUGUCAUGCAGAUGCUGAAUCCCAUCACGUCCCGCGUGGUGACGACGUUCAAGAAGCGCUUCCGCCGCUACCACCUGCGCUACGCCAUCGACAAGUCCGAGACGGCCAAGAGCACCAUGUUCGAUGUGGACGUGCUGCAGGCCAUGAAGUGGGCCGCUGCGAGCUGGGACGAGAUC